CCCUCAAUCUCCACUUACCAGUCACCACCAUCCUUCUCUCUCACGCUACAACCCAAUACUUCCUCUCUCUCCUAACCACCACCUCUCAAAACCAAAUGGCUUCAACCAUGGCCCUCUCCUCACCUUCCCUCGCCGGAAAGGCAGUGAAGGUUGCCCCAGCAGCCUCUGAGAUCUUUGGUGAGGGCCGGGUUUCCAUGCGCAAGACUGGUGGCAGGCCCAGGCCCGUUUCUGGCAGCCCGUGGUACGGUCCUGACCGUGUCAAGUACCUCGGUCCUUUCUCCGGUGAGCCACCAUCUUACCUCACCGGUGAAUUCCCUGGUGACUACGGCUGGGACACUGCUGGUCUCUCCGCUGAUCCAGAGACCUUUGCCAAGAACCGUGAGCUUGAGGUCAUCCAUUGCCGCUGGGCCAUGCUCGGCGCCCUCGGCUGCGUCUUCCCAGAGCUCUUGUCACGCAACGGUGUCAAGUUCGGUGAGGCAGUGUGGUUCAAGGCUGGUGCACAGAUCUUCAGCGAGGGUGGCUUGGACUAUUUGGGCAACCCCAGCCUGGUGCACGCUCAGAGCAUUCUUGCCAUCUGGGCUUGCCAGGUUAUUCUCAUGGGUGCAGUCGAGGGAUACCGCAUUGCUGGUGGCCCUCUGGGAGAGAUCACUGACCCUCUUUACCCAGGAGGCAGCUUUGACCCACUGGGUCUCGCUGAUGACCCAGAGGCAUUCGCAGAGCUGAAGGUGAAGGAGAUCAAGAACGGUAGAUUGGCCAUGUUUUCAAUGUUUGGAUUCUUUGUUCAGGCCAUUGUGACAGGAAAGGGUCCAUUGGAGAACUUGGCUGACCACCUUGCUGACCCUGUUAACAACAAUGCUUGGGCUUAUGCCACCAACUUUGUUCCUGGCAAGUGAGUGAGAGUGUGCUUGCAUUGUACAUUAUCUGCUACUGUCUGAGAUGUGUAUCACCACUUUGUGUAUUAUUAUUACAACUGUUUGAACUUUGAAGAGUUGUUUGUUCCUUGUUAGCGUGUUAAUUUGUGGCCAAA
Molecule: messenger RNA, 1027 nt
Organism: Dioscorea cayenensis subsp. rotundata (Guinea yam)
Lineage: Eukaryota; Viridiplantae; Streptophyta; Magnoliopsida; Dioscoreales; Dioscoreaceae
Product: chlorophyll a-b binding protein of LHCII type 1-like
Exons: 1
Coding region: 96-893 (265 amino acids)
Biological process (GO): photosynthesis, light harvesting in photosystem I; response to light stimulus
Cellular component (GO): chloroplast envelope; plastoglobule; chloroplast thylakoid membrane
Source: RefSeq, a predicted model, not a curated record